Molecule: messenger RNA, 5669 nt
Organism: Trichosurus vulpecula (common brushtail)
Lineage: Eukaryota; Metazoa; Chordata; Mammalia; Diprotodontia; Phalangeridae
Gene: ARHGEF15
Product: Rho guanine nucleotide exchange factor 15
Exons: 16
Coding region: 96-2573 (825 amino acids)
Biological process (GO): activation of GTPase activity
Molecular function (GO): guanyl-nucleotide exchange factor activity
Source: RefSeq, a predicted model, not a curated record
CUCACAGGGCAACAGGAGGUGAUCAAGAGCGGAGGGGACUGCCGGGUGAUGCCUUCAGGACCAGGUCCCCCUACCCUUGUUAAACCUAGGCAAAAAUGUCAGCCCAGUCUCUUCCCCUAGCAACACCUCCAUCUCAGAAGCCUCCUCGAGUCACUCGUCCCCACCCUCCUUCGAGACUACGGACUAAUCCACCCCCAGGGUCACUCUUCAAUGGGUCCUCUCACCAGGCAGGGUCUACCCCACCUACUUCUCAUGAUCCAUUAAUCAUAACCCCAUUGUGUGAUUCUCUCCCCACCUCUACCAAGCCCAUAAUUCUUCCAUCCACACCAUCGCCUAAAUCUAGCUCCCUUUCUUUGGUUCCAUCAGACUCUUCUUCCAGUUCCCCAAGUCCCCAGGCCCUGAGCCCUGGUCUCCCUAAGCUGCUUCCCCCAUUCCCAGCUUCCCAGAUCAAUUCCCCUGAACCUAUCAGUCCCUCUCAGUCCUCAUCUCCCAAAUCCCUGUCCCUGCCCCAUCACCCCUCAGUAUCUGGCACUGUCCGGAGACUAGCUGGGAAGUUUGAGGCAGGGUCCACAGUAGGGGGUCAAGUUGGGGAAGCCCCACUUCCCUGUCUUCAGGGUGGAGUGGAUGACAAUGGAGAGAAAGAAGACUGCCAUGAUCCUCUGGAAGGGAGUGGACCCCAGGAGAAUGGAUGUCUGGAUACUCCCUUGUCCUGUCCACCUCGUUGCCCCUGUCUCUGUCAUUUGGCACAUCCUGGCCUGGAACUGAAGUGGGUGUCUGUAGGGGACAGUGAGGAAGUCUCCCGUGUUCCUCCUCGUUGCCCCACACGCUCUCUCCCCAGCCCACCAAGUAACAAGAACACCUCUGUCGUUCUCACAUCCUACCGAUCCAUGGUGGAGCACAAACUCCUCCCCCCUCUCACACCUCCCAAACCUACUUGGGCCAGGAAGGAGGCCACCUGCCCUGAGCAUCCUCCAGAGACAGACCUCAACCUGCCCUCCAAAGAUGGGACUCACCCAGGGGAUAGUCUGGAAGAAGGUCCGAAGACCCCUGUGGGCAGGGACCAAGAGCUAGAGGUUCUGAAUGAAGAAGAUUGGGGCCUGCCUCUGCAGGAUGAGCCCCUGUACCAGACAGCUGUGCUAGCUGAAGAGCUGUGGGGAGUUGGCAAGGACGGGAAGCUCCUCCCAACAAAUCUCAGAGAACCCUCAGAACCUCGAAAUACACUGUGGCAGGAGCUUCCUACAGUGCAGGAGAGUGGCCUCUUAAAAACCCUGAGCCCUCAGGAGAGGAGGAUGCAGGAGAGUCUAUUUGAGGUGGUGACAUCAGAGGCCUCCUACCUCCGUUCACUUCAACUGCUGAUGGACACCUUCGUGCUAAGUGCUUCGCUCCGAGAUACACUGACACCCCGAGACCACCAUACUCUGUUCUCUAAUGUGCAUCGUGUCCAGGGUGUCAGUGAGCGGUUUCUGGGAGUUCUACUAUCCCGAGUGAGGAGCUCCCCUCACAUCAGUGACUUGUGUGAUGUGGUGCAUGCCCAUGCUGAGGGCCCCUUCUCCGUGUAUGUGGAUUAUGUGAGGAAUCAGCAGUAUCAGGAGGAGACAUAUAGACGCUUGAUGGAGACAAACAUGCGUUUCUCAGCAGAACUGCAUCGGCUACAGAGCCUGCCCCAGUGCCAGAGGCUCCCACUGCCUUCCUUCCUGCUGCUUCCCUUCCAGCGCAUCACCCGGCUCCGAAUGUUGCUUCAGAACAUCCUUCGUCAGACUGAGGAGGGCUCUAGCAGACGAGAGAAUGCCCAGAAAGCAUUGGGGGCCAUAAGCAAGAUUAUUGAGAGAUGCAGCGCUGAGGUUGGGCGAAUGAAACAGACAGAGGAGCUGAUCCGGCUCAGCCAGAGACUGCGUUUCCACAAAGUCAAGGCUUUACCUCUGGUCUCCUGGUCCCGGCGUCUGGAACUGCAAGGAGAGCUGAUGGAGUUGGGAAGUCGGAAGGGCAGGUCCCUCUUCAAUUCUCGCCCCCGACUUACUCCCCUCUGUCUCCUGCUCUUCAGCGACCUGCUGCUCAUCACUCAGCCUAAGAGUGGGCAAAGGUUACAUGUUCUGGAUUAUGCCCACCGAUCCCUGGUUCAAGCCCAGCCGGUUCCAGACCCUUCUGGUCCCCCAACUUUUCGCCUCUCACUACUCAGCAACCACCAGGGCUGCCCUACCCACCGACUACUCCAAACCUCUUCUCUGUCUGACAUGCAGCGCUGGCUGGGGGCCUUCCCCACUCCGGGACCCCCUCCUUGUUCUCCAGACACCAUCUAUGAGGAGUGGGAUUGCCCCCAGGCCCUGAGCAUAAAUUCUCAUGUAACUGCCAAGACAAAGGAGCUGAGCCUGGAGCCUGGGGACCUAGUCAACCAAUUUCGCAAAAGUCCGGAGGCCUGGCUGAAGGGUAUCCAUGGGUCGUAUGCUGCACAGUUAGCCAGUGAGGUGACAGGUGAGCACACCCGGCGGAAAAACCUGCAACAGCAGAAGCAGCUACUUCGAGAGGCUGGCAAGCAGCUACACACAACACCCACACUCUCCCUCUCCCAGUGCUAGCAGAGGCCUCCUGCACUAAGGGAGGUCCUUUGUGGACCCAGGCUCACAACUCCCCUUGAGGACACCACUCUUGGAACAGCCAAUGCGGGACUGGCGUGCCUCUGAGCAGCCAAUGAAGACAGUCAUCUCAGACCCCAACCAAUGAAAAUGAUAGUUCCCCGAAGUGGCAACCAAUGGGAGACUGAUACUCAAGACAUAGGAGCCAAUGAAUGCAUCUUCUUUCUUAAAAAAGAUUGGAGAACAAAGACUCUUCAUCCUCAUUGUGCUUACAGUUUUUGAGGACUGCAGUGGCCAAGAAAACAUUUUCAUUCAGGACCUGGUGUGUAAAACUGGUGUAUGGAGGGUUUAGGAAGGACCAGAACCUUUGGUGUGAGAGCUGGCCGAGCCCCUUUCAGGGCUGCUCAUCCACCUUGUGUGCCACCUGGCACUCAACUUUCAUUUGUGAUUCCAAGAAGCUGUAGCCUAGGCAGCAGCCACAUCCCUCUAGACAAAUGAGCUAAACUAGGUUGAGGGUAAUCAACUCAAACCUGUUGGGGAGUUAGGGAGAUAUCUACCCCAAGCACAUGAAGAUUUCCAUAGCCUAAUGGGCCAAUAAAAACAGUUCGUUCCAAUGGCCAUGAAGGUGGCUGAAGCAGGUUCUGUGGAGCACUUAGAGCUUGGUCAGACAUGGAAGACUCCAAGGUCACCCACUGCAACCCAGACCAUAGCCAAUUGUUCUGACUUGUCUUGCUAUUGGGCUUUUAUGACUCUGGAAGUGUGCUAGAGUGUGCAACUCUGCCUCGUUUUAAUACUAUGCACAUUUAAGUCAAGAAAUCACCCCAUGAUGUCAUUGGUCCUCUUUGAAGGGAAGGAGGAACAGCUUACAGCUUGCAAGGACACCAUUUGCCAAAAAGCCAUUUUUAGGACCAAACAGCCAAAGAAGGAUAAAGGCACUAAUGUGGUAACCAGCCAACCAGAAUGGAACUUCAAAAAUUUUUCUUAUUGAGCCUCAGCCACACACUUAGACCACUGUUCUUGGGAUGCCCCCUCCUAUCACUAUGGAAUCCAGGAUGUUUGUGUGUGGAGGGAAGACCUGAAUAUGGGGUGAAACUAAGAAAAUGUGACAGGUUUGCUUUUAAAUCCCAGUUGGGACUUCCAAGAGUUGAUUUGCCAAACCAUCUUUGACUGGUUGCCAAAGCUUUCCUCUCCGUCACUAGAUUUUUUUUACCCCUUUCUCCCCAUUUCUGGAGUACAUCAUAAGUGGGUCUUGGAAGUGAAUGAUGCUGGGGUAGGAGCAUAGAACAACUCAUGGGGAGGGUGUGAGAGAAGGAGAGUAGGUGCUUGAACCAAGGAAUAGAAGAAAUAUAUUGAGACUGGGGUGGGGGCGGUGUUAGGAGGUUUUGUCACUUAAUCAACUGUGUGACCUUGAACAAGUCAAUUCUCCUCUCUGAGACUCAGUUUCUGUACCCUAGUCAACAUACAUUUAUUAAGAGCUUCCCAUGUGUCAGGAACUGUGCUAAGCAUGGGGGCUUUUAAAAGCAAGGCAAAAACAUAGUCACUGCCCUCAAAGAGUUCACCUUCUCUAGAGCCUCUAAAAUGGGACUAAUACCUACCUCACAGGAUAGUUUGAUAAUCUACAAGAUAAUGGAUAUCAGAGCGCUUAGCAAACUAUAAAGUAAUAUCUACAUAUAUACAUGUAUAAACGCGCAUAUAUGCAUAUGUAUAUUAAGGAACUGGGAACUUGGAGCGUGAGGAAAUGAGUAGCUGGGCACUGAGAAGGCAUGCCUAAGUUCAGGUUCUGGGAGGUGGAGAGCAGACUUAUGUGGCACUAGUGCUACCCACCUCUUGGUACAACGGAAGGAGCUAGGGCUGGAAGAUGAGGUCUGGGGCAGUGGAAGGCAGUGCAGCCCUCAAGUGGGCGUGGCCUUCCAAUUUUGGCAGCUUGAGGUCAUGAGCAAGUGGGUUUGUUGUCUGGUUUUCUUCUUGUUCAUUCUGGUUGCUCCCCAGAAGAUUCCAGAAAGCAGAGUAAGGUAGAAAAUGGGGAGCUAUUCCUCAUAUGGAUUGUGAGCUUCUCAAGCAAUGACUACCCCAGGAUUAAGCCUGGUUAAGGUAAGAGAUAGAGGGCUACACAGAACACAGAGAAAGCACCAGAUGUGUGUGGAAACGUAGGGGAUGCAGAACUGGGCAAACCUUUCUUUCUCCCUUUUUAUUGGCUGGUAUAAUAACUUACUGAAGGCAAGCAUAUGGGAUGUUCAGAAUACAGAGAGCAUAAGAUUUAACAUAGAGAUUAUUUAAGAUAUAGCUAAUCAUUUGGAAUAUAUUUGUAACAUGACUUUUGAAAGUUGAGGGUUGGUGGCUCACAUGUCCAACUGCCUAUUGGACAUCUUGAACUGGAUGUCCCCUAGACCUUUUAAACUCAACUUAUCCAAAACUCAACUUGUCUUCUCUCCUCUCCUCCCUCAGCCUGCCCCUCUUCCUGUAUAUCUCUUUACUGUCAAGGGUACCACCUUCCUCCCAGUCAUGGAGGUUCCCAAUCUAGAUGUCAUCUUUGACUCUUUAUUCUCUGGAUUCUCACCCCCCCAUAUCUAAUCAGUUGCUAAGUCCUAUCAGUUCUACUCUCCUAACACCCCUAUCCCCCCUCUCUCUUCUAACACUACCACUACCCUGGUGUAGACCAUCAUCACCUCAUACCUGGGCUACUCCACAGCAUUCUGGUUAGUCUUCCUGCUUCAAGUCUCUCCCCACUCUUCUCCAUUUUCCACUCAACUGUCCAAUUGACCAGGUCACACCCUCAUGUCAAUAAACUCCACGGUCUGUCCAUAACCCCAGGAUCAAAUAUAAAGUCCUUUGCUUUGCCUUUAUAACCUUUAUAACCCUGCCCCUCCCUACCUUUCUAGCCUUCUUAUACCUGACUCCCUCCCCACACAUUCUACAAUCUAGUGACUUUGGCUUCCUAGUUCUUUGCACAGGACAUUCAAUCUCUUUACUCUGUUCAUUUUCCCUGGCUAUCCACCAUGCCUUGAAUUCUCUCCAUGCUCCCCUCCAUCCUCUGCCUUUUCUGGCUUCCUUCAAGUCCAAGUAAAAAAAUCUCACCUUCUACAAGAAGUCAUUCUAAAU